AUGUCAGCAUCGAACUCAGCGCCAAGGAGAGUUAUAAUUUCAUGUAUUUUUCUGAGUGUUUUCCUGAAUUUCUAUCUCUACCAUGAUCGAUCUAUUCUGGAAGUGAACUGCAUUAUAGACUCAGAAACUCUGAUCAAUUUCACUAAAAAUCAUGAGAACCGUUUGGAACACGCUUCUCGAAUAAAGAAAAGUGUCGACCGAACAGUACCACAGUGUGUUAAAACUACCAAUUUCCCUACAACUAAAACUCUUCAAAUUCGACUCUACGCGUUUCCAAUCGGUAACAAACUGUUUGAGCUGAUCUCACUGCUUGGAAUCGCAUCAAUUCUACAAAGGACUCCAACAAUUGAUGUUGUCAAACCUGAAUAUGUCACUACAUUUGUGAAAAGUAUUCAACCAAUUUUUCCAAAGUUAUUAGAUCAAUAUGAUCUGAGAAUUUUACCUCCGAACUCCACAAUUAGUAUGAAAGCGAACGACAACGCAUGUUGCAAAUUUGAUGAUCCGAAAAAGUUGUUGAAUGUCACUGUUGAACAUCUCUACUUGCAUGGAAACUAUUUCCAAAGUUAUAAAUAUUUUGAUCACUUACGUUCUAAAAUUCGAGAAUGGCUUGCUCCCACAAACCUCGCGACGUCACUCGCCGGAAUGUUGUUCCCACAAAAUCUCCGAGGAAGUUUUGUAGUCUGUCCUCAUGUGAGACGAGGCGAUUUCAAAACAGAUGGAGUUCACGAGCCGUCGGAUGCAACAUUCACUCGAUCCGCGGUUGAUUUUCUGGUGAACCAAUAUAAACAAUCACAUAAACAGAUUACUGUAGCCGUUCUCGGUAAUGAUCAACAAUUUGCUUACACUAUUUUUCAAGACAAGUUCGGAAACUCAUCAAGCCCUAUUCCUAAUUCUUAUAACUUCACAAUUCCUACCAACUCUCCAACUUAUCAGGUGCUAGUAUCCCCAAGCUUCACACCGGAACUUGAUCUUGCCUUCUCGAGAUCAUUCUGCGACGCCACUCUUAUCACCGCACCAUCUUCAACGUUUGGCUGGUGGCUUUCUUAUCUUUCCAAACCGUCGAGUGUCACUUACUACAGAAAUAUUAGGGAAACCAAUGACAAGGUAGCAAACGAAAUGAUUGAUGAGGACUUCUUCCUACCGAAUUGGAUAAAAUUGCAAACUGGAGAAAACGGUGUCAUUAUUAAAGUUAAAUAG
Molecule: messenger RNA, 1197 nt
Organism: Caenorhabditis remanei
Lineage: Eukaryota; Metazoa; Nematoda; Chromadorea; Rhabditida; Rhabditidae
Exons: 9
Coding region: 1-1197 (398 amino acids)
Source: RefSeq, a predicted model, not a curated record